Closterium sp. Yama58-4 is the source of this 747-nucleotide messenger RNA. Lineage: Eukaryota; Viridiplantae; Streptophyta; Zygnematophyceae; Desmidiales; Closteriaceae. The record is from the annotation of a GenBank genome assembly.
AUGGAGGUGCUGGAGCUGCAGACGCUGGAGGUGCUGGAGGUGCUGGAGCUGGAGGCACUGGAGCUGGAGGCGCUGGAGCUGGAGGCCCUCGAGCUGGAGGCACCAACGCUGGAGUUACUGGAGCUGGAGGUACUGGUGGUACUGGGGUUUUUAGUCCUGGAGGCACUGGUGCUGGAGGCAUUGUGGAGGCUCUCUCACCACAGCAGCUGCGCGAGUGGUACGCUCGGCGCACCCGCCUUCGGAGUCGCGCUGCUGGAGCUGGAGGCGCUGGAGCUGGAGGCACUGGGGCUGGAGGCGCUGGAGCUGGAGGCACUGGCGCUGGAGGUACUGGAGCUGGAGGCGCUGGCGCUGGAGGCGCUGGAGCUGGAGGCACUGGACGUGGAGACGCUGAAGCUAGAGGCGCUGGUACUGGAGGCGCUAGAGCUGGAGGCGCUGGAGCUGGAGGUGCUGGAGCUGGAGGCCCUGGAGCUGGAGGCGCUGGAGCUGGAGGUGCUGGCGCUGGAGGCGCUGGAGCUGGAGGCACUGGAGCUGGAGACGCUGGAGCUGGAGGCGCUAGCACUGGAGGUGCUGGCGCUGGAGGCACUGGAGUUGGUGACGCUGGAGCUGGAGGCGCUGGAGCUGGAGGUGCUGGCGCUGGAGGCACUGGGACUGGAGACGCUGGCGCUGGAGCCGGUGGCGCUGGAGCUGGAGCUGGUGGCGCUGGAGCUGAAGCUGUCCGACCUACCGCCUGAGUCGGUGCUCCGUUAG